Nematostella vectensis (starlet sea anemone) is the source of this 1651-nucleotide messenger RNA. RefSeq names its product aspartate aminotransferase, mitochondrial. Bases 71 to 1363 code for a protein of 430 amino acids. NCBI's taxonomy places the organism in Eukaryota, Metazoa, Cnidaria, Anthozoa, Actiniaria, Edwardsiidae. Gene Ontology annotation, biological process: L-aspartate catabolic process; biosynthetic process. Gene Ontology annotation, molecular function: pyridoxal phosphate binding; L-aspartate:2-oxoglutarate transaminase activity. The record is from RefSeq and is a predicted model, not a curated record. The transcript has 12 exons. Gene Ontology annotation, cellular component: mitochondrion.
CCCAUGACUCAUAGCGCGCCUCUUAGUCUUCCUUUUACGCGAAGAGAGCAGCGAAAACAGCCAAGAAAACAUGGCCUUCACUGGUGCUUUGACGCGAUCUUUGCGCACAUGCCAACAGCACUAUCCAUAUGCACAGGGUUAUGCUGCAGUAAGACUCAGUUCUUGGUGGUCCCAUGUGGAAGCUGGCCCUCCUGACGCUAUUCUUGGAGUGACAGAGGCAUUUAAACGGGAUACCAACCCAAAGAAAAUGAACCUUGGCGUGGGAGCAUAUCGAGAUGAUACAGGAAAACCUUAUGUUCUCCCAUCUGUUAAAAAGGCAGAGGAAAUCCUUGUGUCUAAGAAUCUUGACAAAGAGUAUGCUCCAAUUUCUGGACUAAAUGACUUUGUGAAUUGCGCUGCUAAACUUGCAUUUGGUGAAAAGAGUGAUGUCAUCACAAACAACCUGAAUGCAUCUGCUCAGGCGAUCUCCGGAACUGGAGCACUGUCUGUGGGAUCAGUUUAUUUGAAAAAGUUUUUCCCUGGCAUCCAAGAUGUUUGGCUUCCUACACCAUCUUGGGGGAACCAUGGACCAAUAUUGAGGUUUGCUGGGCUUGGUGUGAAACAGUACCGCUAUUUUGACCCUUCAACUUGUGGCUUUGAUUUUAAUGGCUGUCUUGAAGACAUCUCAAAAAUCCCAGAGAAGUCAAUUAUCAUGUUCCAUGCAUGUGCUCAUAACCCUACUGGAGUGGACCCUAAGCGUGAGCAAUGGAAGGAGUUAUCUGCAGUGGUUAAGACACGGAACCUUUUCCCAUUCUUCGACAUGGCCUACCAAGGUUUUGCUACUGGUGAUACAGACCGUGACGCACAGGCCGUCAGAAUGUUUAUUGAGGAUGGACAUAAGAUUGUCCUUGCACAGUCUUUUGCCAAAAACAUGGGUCUUUAUGGUGAAAGAGCAGGCAUGGUAUCUGUGGUUGGGGAGUCUAAAGAAGAAGCAGACAGAAUUCUUUCCCAAAUAAAGAUCCUUAUCCGACCCAUGUACUCUAGCCCUCCCAUCCAUGGGGCAAGGAUAGCGGGGCUGGUCCUGAGUGACCCUGCCCUGAGAGCCCAGUGGGAGACGGAGGUAAAGGGUAUGGCUGACAGAAUCAUCUCCAUGAGGCAGCAGCUCAGGGAUAACUUAAAAAAGCAAGGGUCGUCACAUGACUGGUCUCACAUCACCGACCAGAUUGGCAUGUUUUGCUUUACUGGAAUGAAACCAGACCAGGUCGAGCGGCUUAUCAAGGAGUUCUCCAUCUACCUAACCAAGGACGGUCGUAUCUCCGUGGCUGGCGUGACAUCCGGGAGUGUUGAGUACCUGGCGAGUGCGAUGCACGAGGUCACGAAAUAAACCUUGCGUGACAUGGCACAUGUUAGGAUCAUAGCAUAUUUUUACUAAUAUAAAAAGAUAUAUUAAAAGAAUCUUGCGGCUUUAACUAGCUUAGCUGCCGAGACUGGUACGUAAACACAUUACGGAAAUGGCGCAAAAAAAGGAAAACAAGUUUCUUCCCCGCAAUUUUAUCUUGAUCUAUCUAGGAUAGGGCUUUCCCUGGAAAACGAAAUUUCCUUGUAAUAAAUUAAACAAAAAGUGUACUUUUCAUUUUCUUUUGAAGAAAAUUUAAUAAAAGACUGAUAACAA